Messenger RNA from Somion occarium, 888 nucleotides. The record is from the annotation of a GenBank genome assembly. NCBI's taxonomy places the organism in Eukaryota, Fungi, Basidiomycota, Agaricomycetes, Polyporales, Cerrenaceae.
UCAGCAAAGGGGCUCCUCUGUGUCCUUCCCGAAGUUGUGGAUGGGUUGACUCGUUCUGAGUCGAUACUCACUCGAUCAGGAACGAGCUGUUUAUUGGUAUUUGACUUUGACCUGACUUUGUCAGCUCGCAACUCAUGGGGCCACUAAGCUGAGUCUUUCCUUGGACUCAUUGCGUCGUCUUACACAUGUAGACUCAAGUCGUCGAGCUACGUCGUCAUAUUCACGGGAAAGGACGGCGAUAAGCAGUAGCAACCGCAGCAGAGUUUUGCUAAUGCCGUCGUGAUUAUUCACAAUACAUCCUGAUGAUUCGGUUCAACUUCCAACUUCAAAGUUUUGCUUGCCCAUUAUGGAUAGCAACUCGUACUCCUCAACACCAACUUUUCCAGCUCCUCGGCCUUAACCAUUUGACCCAUCCUACGUUAAAGGUUCAACCGUGGACCUUUCCUUACGGUGAAGUUGUACGCGUGACUACCACCAUCGCCAACGGGGACGAAGUCGAUUGCCAAUCUGAUUACUGGAUGAUCGAACAUGUCUACAUCUUCCCGCUAGUCCUCGCUCCGCCGGUCCCCCGUGUCUGCGAUCCAAGAGCUGUAAAGCAUGUGGCGGUUCAUCGUGUUGUGAUAAGCCACUUGCGAUGUCCUUUGGGCUUACUUACUGUGUCUCAAUCUACUGAUUGUUUUUCCUUAGUUUUCUUCGGAUGUGGAUUUUUGGAUAGUGCGGAGGCAGGGUUUCCCUCCGAGCUUUAUGUUAAAUCUCAGAAAAUUGUAGAGUUUCGAUUCGGUUGCUAAAGGCAUAACGGUAGACAUUUUCACCAACAUCUCUUGUUCACCUCGGCUGCUUCGCGUAUAGCUUCUAACUCUCGCCAAUAGUACGUCCUAUUGUCUCUUC